Messenger RNA from Patella vulgata (common limpet), 2100 nucleotides. RefSeq names its product sacsin. Lineage: Eukaryota; Metazoa; Mollusca; Gastropoda; Patellidae. The transcript has 7 exons. The record is from RefSeq and is a predicted model, not a curated record. The coding region runs from base 169 to 2100 and encodes 643 amino acids. Gene Ontology annotation, molecular function: Hsp70 protein binding.
GCGCUCUGUCAACUUUCAGUUUAUAAAUUACAUUUAACCCAAGCUACUAUACCAGGAACAACACAAUAGAGGAAUCCAGCACUACCGUUUGGAACCAAUAUCGGGAUCUUUGCAUAGAUUAAAGAACAAAAGCACCAUUAGUUUUGAGCAGUAUAUGUAACAGAAAUCAUGGAGGAUGAAAGUUCAGAUGAAGAAUUUUCUGCUAUGAGAUUACCAAGUCUGAUAGAUAUGUUGAAGAGAUUACUGGAACAAUAUUCAGGUGGACAAAUACUAAAGGAAUUAAUACAAAACGCUGAAGAUGGUGGAGCUACUAAAGUUAAAGUCAUGUUUGUAAAUAAACACAAUCAGCCAUCAACAACUUUACAAAUGUGGAAAGAAAAUCCAAUACAAUUUGCCAUGAAGGAACCAGCACUGUGUGUAUAUAACGAUGGAAUAUUUACUAAAGAAGACUGGGAUGGUAUAGCUGCUAUACAGUGUAGCGGGAAAGAAAAUGAACCCCUUAAAGUUGGACGAUUUGGACUUGGAUUUAAAUCAGUUUUUCAUAUUACUGAUACUCCCCUCAUACUAAGUGGAAAUAAACUGAUGAUAAUAAACCCAACGGCUAAUGUUUAUGAUGUUGUUAUCACCAAAAAACUCAGAAAAAUAGAUGAAAAAAGUAAAAAGGAAAUGCUCAAAUUAAUGUCUGGAAUAUUUGGAUUUUCACCAGAAGUCUUUCACCUUCAAGAUGGUUUCAAUGGCACAAUAUUUUGGUUUCCACUGAGAACUGUUGAGUCAGAUUUGUGUAAAACCAUUUAUGAUGAGAAAAAAAUUCGUGACAUUUUUCAUGGCUUCACAUCACUUGCACCAUCAAUUCUACUGUUCUUAAAGAAGAUCGAAAGUAUAGAAAUUUACGAGAAGAAGUCUACGAUCCAGAAAUUGUUUGAAGUUUGUCUUGACGGUGAUGAUUUGUUAACGUUAAGACAAGAGAGGAAAGGCUUUGUACAGGAUAUAGAACGCUUCAAUGGACAGUUUGCUUCUCAACCAAUUAAAAAUAUUUUAAGACCAAAAGUGAGAUCUGAAGGAUUUAAUUGGCUAAAAAAGGAAACCUCAGAAGACGAGUGGUUAGUUAUCAAUCAUUAUCAUGGUGGUCAUGUUAGUGCUGAAUUAAAGGAACUUGUUGAAGAUGACGAUUGGCCUUAUAGUCCUUAUGUAAGUAUCGCAGCAUGCUUGUCUAAACCAAUCACAAAAGGACACGUUUUCUGUUUCUUACCUUUACCUUUAGAAGGUCAGAGUUUAACUGGUUUACCAGUGCAUGUUAAUGGAUUCUUUGCUUUGAGCCAAGACCGCCACCAUGUAAGAUGGAACACUUCUGAACAAGAUAGAAACAACAGCCACACAGAAAAAUCAAUCCUCUGGAACCAAUAUCUGGUAAAAGAAAUUCUACCACAAGUCUACACCAACCUGAUAUUACAGCUUAUAGAUGAUGAAAAGAUCAGGUCACUGCCAUUAACCAGUUCAGAAAGAAGUCAAAGAGCAGAUGUAGUUUAUAGAACUUUACCAAACAGUAAAACUGUAACAGAAAAUUGGAAAAAUUUAAUUGAUCCUAUUUUCCAAAAGUUGUAUUCUACAGCAUGUAUAUUCACUAAACGAAAUGGAGGAAUAUGGGCAAAACCACAAAAUACAAUCUUUACAAAACCUCAAGACGAAAAUAUGGUAGAUUCAGUUGAGCAUACUUAUCUUCUUUGUGGUAGAAAUAUCUCAAGGCCUCCCAAGUUUAUUUUAGAUGCAUUUCGAAAACAUGGGCCAAUAAACUUUAUUUCUGCUGAACAUUUAAGAGAAGAACUCUUACAGCAUCCAGGAGUUUACAGCCAAAUUGACUUAAAGGUCAAAUUAAAUCUGCUUCAUUAUAUUUUGGACAAUAAUGUUAAUUGCUUACAAGGUUUAUCGCUUCUACCGCUAGAAGAUGGUAAUUUCUCUACGUUUACAACUGGACGUACUGAAACAGUGUAUAUUUUUAAGGAUGUUGAUGACAUGAAGAUGUUUCCUGGACUAGAAUCCCUUUUUGUCAAAUCAGAGAUAGGAUCAGAUUUAUAUCACAUGAUUUCCUCUAAAACAGACUAG